Molecule: messenger RNA, 828 nt
Organism: Fulvia fulva
Lineage: Eukaryota; Fungi; Ascomycota; Dothideomycetes; Mycosphaerellales; Mycosphaerellaceae
Exons: 3
Coding region: 1-828 (275 amino acids)
Molecular function (GO): protein binding
Source: RefSeq, a predicted model, not a curated record
AUGCUAUAUGAAGCGGCAGACACACCUCACAAGGCCGUCAAGAACUUGCCACAACGAAGCUUGUACAAUACUUGCAUGAUGGCAGAGCCGCAUUUCAACAAGUCAAUCGCAGAUGCCGCCCUAUUGGUGCAUAUCACGGGUGCUUACAACGAUCCAUUGCAGUUCCCCGAUCUCACCGUGGUGUGUAGUGAAAGGCAAUGGCACUGCCACAAGCUUAUCCUAUGCGCGCACUCUGAGUGGUUCAAGAAGGCAUGUUCAGGUGAUUUUGCCGAAGCAAAUCAGAAGACGAUCGAACUCAAAGACGACGACGAUGUGGUGUUGCGUGCUUCCAAGCCAGACAUGACACCGACAGUCGUCUUUCAUGUCCGUGUCUUCGCACUAGCCGAGAAGUACUUUAUCAAAGGACUUGGCGACCUUGCAGCCGACGCAUUCGCCAGUGCUGCCAUGACCGGUUCCGUCGAAGACCUCAGUUUGGCCAUAUCUGAAGCUUACGGCAAGACUCUCGAUCCAGACAAGGUGUUGCGGCCAACCAUCGUAUCCCACGUUCUCCAGCAUAGGUACAGGCUGUUGAAGACAGGCGAAUCAGCCUUCGAUAGAGUUAUGGAAGAAACGCCAGCGUUUGCUGCAGAUCUGGUGCGGGCUAUGGCCAGGAAAUCAAACAAAUGGUACACCAAGAAAGAAGACAAAUGGUACAAAUGUCCCGAUGGAUGUCGGACCAGAUUCAGAGCGGCUUUGCACGAGGAUGAGGACUUCUCGAUGUUCUGUGAUAGAUUGUAUCGCAAGAGUGGAAAGGAAUGGGAGACGUAUGUAACGACAGAGCCCACGUGA